UAGUACAACUACAGUGCCGCGUAUCUGGCCAGUAGUGUGUAGCAACACAGCGCGAAGCGUUGCAAGGGCAAGUUCGCCAAUUCAGCCAUUCUUAUUACACAGGAGUCGUGCAAAAAAAAAAAAAAAAAAAGGGGAAAAAAAGGGCACAAAUAACGUUGGAUUUAUAAACGACUGCUGGAAAUAAACGGGUGCAGCCUGGAGUUUUUGGUGUAUGUGUGAAUCACGAUAUUUCUUUCUUGCUGUGAGCAAAAACAGCAUUCUCACUUUACAUGGACUCCAUCAAUUCCCUCUGGCCCGAGGAAUAGGAAUUUACUAUUCUUUAUCAAUUUUAAUUAAAGGGAAAAUUUAGGGAAUGGUGGACAAUUUCUUGUCAACUGAAGAGAAAUUCCUUUCUUACAGUGGCAUAGACUCUGCUUCACCUGUGGUGUACUACCUAUUGGAUAUGGUAUCAGACUCGGAGAGCUAUAAGGUGAUGCCUUCACCAUUCUCAGAAGAUGACCUCAGUGAUGCAUCGAGUCUGCGUUCAUGCUCUUCCCCAGAUUCCCAAGUCCUUAGCUCAAGCUAUGGGAGUUCAUCAAGCGCUGAGAGCCAGGAUGGCAUCCUCAACUUCCUGCUAUCCCAUACUUCCCUUGGUGGUGGAGUUGGCAACAAUGCCGAGGUUAGCACUGUAACCUCAACUCCUCUAGCAAGUAUCCUCUGGAACUCACAAAGGGACAGCAUGAAGGAAGAGAACUUUGACUUACCAGUCUGGUCCACCUCAAACAUGGAGGAGACACAUGCUGAACCUUUCCAGCCCACGCUGGAGGAAAUUGAAGAGUUCUUAGAAGAAAACAUGAAUGGUUUGGUGUCCCUCAAGCAUGAGGGGAACUCACACCUAGGAUUAGAGCUGGAGCUGGACCUUGGAUUGGGGACAGGAGUGGUGGUCAUGGAAGAGACCUUAUCUAGGCUACCAGAGCCAAGCACCAUUGGAUCUCAGCAUCAUUCUAAUCAAACUUUGUCAAUGGCUAAGAUUCCAUCAAACUUCAGAGUUGAGCAUGAGACCAAAAGCACAGAUAGUAUUCCAAGUAAUCAAAACCCCAGUAUGCAGACAGAGGAUGCAAUAAAGGAGGAGAUCCAAAGUAGACCUGUCUCCACUGAGAACAGCACUACAACCAGUGCCAGCAGUGGUAAUAGUGGGACACCUGUUGUUCUUCAAAUUCAACCAGUUCAAAUCAAACGGGAGGAUCAGAGCACCUGUGGGGCUGCGACUCCUGCCUCAACAACUCAGCCACCCACCACAGGCACAGACAUAAAAAUUGCCCAACUGCUUGUGAACAUCCAGGGACAGACCUUUGCACUAGUCCCUCAGAUUCUACCCUCUGCUCCCAAUUCAUCUUCAUCAUCUGCGAGGCUCAAUGGCGCAUCUAAAUUUGUGCGGAUAGCACCUGUGCCCAUUGCAGCAAAACCUGUGGGUAGUGGAGGGGAUGGUCUUGGUUUGGGAGGGUUCCAAAAUGGUCUCCUAGUCGGAGGAGCACAGAAGUUCCAGAAGAAUCCAGUGGCAGAUCUCAUCAAAAUGCACAAGUGCAACUUUCCAGGCUGUGCCAAGAUGUACACCAAGAGUAGCCAUCUCAAAGCUCACCUGAGGAGACAUACUGGAGAGAAGCCAUUUGCCUGUAACUGGCCUGGCUGUGUAUGGAAGUUUUCCCGCUCGGAUGAGCUGUCCCGUCACCGGCGGUCCCACUCUGGGGUGAAGCCGUACCAGUGUCCCGUGUGUGAGAAGAAGUUUGCCCGCAGUGAUCACCUGUCAAAGCACAUCAAAGUUCACCGCUUUCCCAGGAACAGCCGGACAGUCCGCACUGCUGCCUGAUCCCACCCCAGUUGCACUCACUGAACCACAAAAUCACAAUACAUUUGACAUGUGUCAUGCGAAAGGAAACUGAUGGACGCGUAAGAAGUAUCAUGUCUCAGCAUUUCUACUUUGCCCUCAUAUUUAUAGUGUUUUAAAUUAAAUCUCAGUGGCAGAGCAUAGGUAACAUGUAUUGUCAUCUUUGGUGCUACAUUCUGUACGGAUUACUAAAACCACUUUUCCACUGCACGGUACAGCUCGACUCGACUCAACUCGGCUCGCUUUACUUUUCUGAGCUUACUUUUCCACUGCAGUUUAGUGCCGUCUCAUCAUGGGUGCCAUCUUACACUCACCUUCACGCAGAAAUAAUGUUGUAUUAGCGAAGACCAAAUACACAAAUACACCGUCAGGCCGUAUUCCAAAUGCUUUUCCUGUUUGCUGAACAUGGACCCUAUUAAGGAUGUAAAAUGUAUUUUUAAAUUUAUAAUAUAUUAUUAUCAAUUAAUAGAACAUUACUGUACACAAAGUAUGUAUUAAAUGACACAUUUAUUUAGGCAAACUGCAGAACCACUCAUUAAGGAGAAUUCCCUACUCCUUCAGUGUGUGGCUCACAUUUAGUAUCGACUCGGCUCCCUUGGAACCUGGACCAGGUACCAGGUACUAUCCACAGUGGAAAGCCCCCGAAAAGUGAGCAGAGUCGAGUUGAGUCAAGUCGAACCGUACCGUGCAGUGGAAAAGUGCCAUAAAAAGUGCAGACCGGCAUUAAUACACACUGUGCUAAUGGGGAUCAGUCGAUUUGAAUAAGCUACGGGGACACGUUCAUAAACCACACCAUUUUUUAUGUGAGUGCGGAAUGACAAUAGAAAUGCAAAGAACAAGCACAGUGUCGACUGUACAUGUUUAAUAUGUACACCUUCAAUCAGUGUUGAAAAUCUCAUUUUUGCUUUUAAGGCAAGCUGUUUUGUAAAAAUGUGUUUGUAUUUUUUAUUAAUGUUGCCUCUUAAUGGCUCUGCUGUGUUUUUUGGCCUUAGUCAACCACAAAGCUAUUAUCUCAGGUCUGACUUGGGUGCUGGGGAUACUGUAAACCCAGUCUCAGCAUUUCAGAACAACUAAUGAGGUUGAAGGAAUGUGACACAAUCAAACAACUUGGAAUAAUAACUAAGAGUGUUAAUCACUUGUACUCUUCGUUAGCACUCAGCAGCAAAGACACUAAAUGAGAUGCACUUGUUAUUUGUAAGCACAUGGAGCGUUUGGAACCAAGUGUCUUCUCUUUCCGUUUCAUUAUUUUAUUUCCUUUGACACAGAAUAUGCCUCCAAAUUCCAGUGUAUUACUGGAUUACCUACAGAUUAAUGUGUUACUAAUGCUGGUGCUACAUCCGUGAACCCCAAACUACCCCCUCAAUGCCCACCUUCACACAAACAUGAGCAUGAACAUGCAACACUGUAGCUGUUACUUUUCAAUGAACUGAAAGCAGUCAAGAUAAAAUGGUUUUGUUACAGUUUGAGGAUUACAAUCUGUAAUUUGCAACGGUUACACAUCAGCAUGUUCGGGAUUGUUCAUGUUUGUUAGGAAGGUUGGGUAAGUAGUGUGGACAGACCGAAGUGCUUGUGGCUAAAGUAGGCAAAUCCACAGUAGUGCUGGUGCCAUGUUUUAUUUAGUGUUUAUUAUUAUUUUCUGGGCACUUCUAUAAGUGGGGAGACUUACUUCCUAUCUGUUUCAUUUGUGUUCUCUUUCUGAUCAAGGGCCCCACUGUACAUAUAUAAUGGCAUUCCUUUCAUUCAUAGAAUGAAUUUUAUGAGUACUUGUUAACACACAUCCUAUGAAUGUAUGUAAAUAAAACCUGUAUGAUUUUAAGGGUGGGGAGGCUGAGGGGAAAAUUAAACAAUGGGAAAUUGUUGUUUGUGGUUAAGAUUUUUAGUGUAAUCCUAAAUGUGUACAUAAGUGUCUUCAUAAAC
Molecule: messenger RNA, 3781 nt
Organism: Ictalurus furcatus (blue catfish)
Lineage: Eukaryota; Metazoa; Chordata; Actinopteri; Siluriformes; Ictaluridae
Product: Krueppel-like factor 15
Exons: 3
Coding region: 353-1846 (497 amino acids)
Biological process (GO): regulation of transcription by RNA polymerase II
Molecular function (GO): DNA-binding transcription factor activity, RNA polymerase II-specific; RNA polymerase II cis-regulatory region sequence-specific DNA binding
Source: RefSeq, a predicted model, not a curated record